CCAUCCAUUUCCAAAGCACGUUGAAGCGGCGGCGCCGGAGAGAGUCGGGCUGAGUGUGUGCGUAAGGACGCGCGUAAAUCAGGAAGAAAAGGAGGUUUUCCACGGCGCUGCGCUUUAAAUCCUCCCCAACUCUGAGCGGGAUUAGACUGGAAACCUUUGUGACAAGAUACUUUGAUUCAUCAAACUUCACAUCGAAUACAUCAAGGUUGAAGGGACCCUCGUGAGAAAUGGAGCCGUCUGAGUCCGAGAUGAAUAUAUUAUCCAACGGCAAAAGUCUUGACCUCACAGAUGACAUGGGCGUGCCAAUGAAGACGAUGCUAGCAGAGGAUCAAAAUGGCGCUGAAACAUUCAGAUAUGAUGAUGCUGAAGGAGGACUGGAAAGCGAGGAGUUUUUGCCCAGUGCGAAUGGAAAGAAACCAAUACGUUUCACUGACUUUGAAGGAAAAACCUCUUUUGGCAUGUCAGUCUUUAACCUGGGCAACGCUAUUAUGGGCAGUGGUAUCCUUGGAUUGGCUUAUGCCAUGGCCAAUACUGGCAUACUUCUCUUCUUGUUUCUUCUGACGGCAGUUGCAACCUUAUCAUGCUACUCCAUUCAUCUGCUGCUUAAAUCAUCUGGCAUAGUGGGAAUUCGAGCGUACGAGCAGCUGGGGUACAGGGCCUUCGGUACUCCUGGAAAAAUGGCUGCUGGUAUAGCAAUCACCCUGCAGAAUAUUGGAGCUAUGUCCAGCUACCUGUACAUUGUUAAAUCUGAGCUGCCGCUGGUCAUCCAAGCUUUCCUGAAGGCAGAUCCCAACUCUGAUCUGUGGUACUUGAAUGGAAACUACCUGGUCAUCAUGGUCUCUGCCAGCAUCAUCCUGCCUCUUGCUUUAAUGAAACAACUUGGUUACCUCGGCUACACCAGCGGCUUCUCCCUCAGCUGCAUGGUGUUCUUUCUCACCGCGGUUACCUACAAGAAGUUUCAGAUUCCCUGCCCCUUUGAAGAGUUUUCAGUGAACAGCACUGCCGCGCAUCACGGCCUGAACAUUUCAACCCACGUCCACGAGUACACCAACGGUUUGAUUCACGAAGACGACGACUCCCACUGCGCCCCACGCAUGUUUACCAUUAACUCACAGACGGCUUACACCAUCCCCAUCUUGGCUUUUGCUUUUGUUUGCCACCCUGAGGUACUGCCCAUCUACACCGAGCUCCGCAAUCCAACUCAGAAGAAGAUGCAGAAGGUGUCCAACCUCUCCAUCUUGGUCAUGUACACCAUGUACUUUCUGGCUGCUCUCUUUGGCUACUUGACCUUUUACGAAAAUGUGGAGCCUGAGCUGCUGCAUACUUACAGCCGCAUUGAUCCUUACGACACUUUGAUCCUGUGUGUUCGAGUGGCUGUUCUCACUGCGGUGACUCUGACUGUCCCCAUUGUGUUGUUCCCAGUGCGUAGAGCCAUUCAGGAGAUGAUAUUCCCCAGCAAGUCUUUCAGCUGGAUACGCCACACUGGCAUUGCUCUCAUUCUGCUCUCGUUCAUCAACAUGCUGGUGAUAUUCGCCCCCAACAUUCUGGACAUCUUCGGCAUUAUUGGUGCCACGUCGGCUCCCUGUCUCAUUUUCAUCUUCCCUGCUGUCUUCUACAUCCGCAUCGUUCCUAAAGAGGAUGAACCCUUGAACUCGGUUCCCAAAAUCCUGGCCUUUUGUUUCGCUGCUUUGGGUGUUUCCUUCAUGGUGAUGAGUCUGAGCUUCAUCAUCGUGGACUGGACGACAGGGAGCAGCCAUGCUGCAGGAGGUCACUAACUUCAGUGUAUGUGGGAUUUUAGGAAAAGUCUUGGAUAUUAUGUUCAGUAUAAAGGAAGUAAAACACACUACAUUGCUCUCCAGUAGAGAUCCUGGGCUUUGCCACGAUGCACAGUAAACACCUGGACUACAUUUUUAUUGCCUACAUUUUAAACAUAUGUUUUUCUGUAAAUGCACAGCAAUUUAAAUGCAUUUGAUCUCAUUAAUUGUGAACUAAAAUACAACUAAAUCUACCUAUGAUGGUGAAAUGAUCCUGUUCUGCUGCUGGGCAUUAAUUCCUCUCACACAGCUGCAGCUGGUACUGUACAUGCAAACAAAGGCAGAAAUGCUUCAGCAUUUUUAAUUUUUUUUCAACGAGACGCACAAAAUAUGCAGUUAGAUGAUCUUACAUGGAACCAGCAUCAGUCUGAACGGUCCAUCAUUAUCAUCAUCAUCUUCAUGUAGAAUAAGUCAAAGCGCUUGAAGGCCUGGCGGCAUUUUAUGUCUGUAAGCUUUUGCUCUAUAUGCAUUUAAACCGUGGUGCCUUUUACCUUUUGGAGUGGCUCACAUACAUAGAAAGUGUAUAUUUAUUCAGCUUGCUGCUAUAAAGCUUUAUUUAACUUGCGUUUGGUCACAAAAAGGAAAUCAGUUCACUGUAUAUGACGUAAUUGUUUUUCUUAGGUCACAUAGAUGGUAGAAGUGUUAAAGGCUGACGGUAUUGAGGCUGCAUGGUUGAUAAAAUGAUUAUCUCUUCAUUACAACGACAACAAUAGUCCAAAUAAUCUGUGCUCUUGAAUAAAAAGCAAGUCCAGAUCAU
Nematolebias whitei (Rio pearlfish) is the source of this 2571-nucleotide messenger RNA. RefSeq names its product solute carrier family 38 member 3b (gene slc38a3b). The record is from RefSeq and is a predicted model, not a curated record. Gene Ontology annotation, biological process: asparagine transport; L-glutamine transport; amino acid transmembrane transport. Lineage: Eukaryota; Metazoa; Chordata; Actinopteri; Cyprinodontiformes; Rivulidae. The transcript is spliced from 17 exons. Gene Ontology annotation, molecular function: L-asparagine transmembrane transporter activity; L-glutamine transmembrane transporter activity; L-histidine transmembrane transporter activity. The coding region runs from base 228 to 1775 and encodes 515 amino acids.